Molecule: messenger RNA, 4691 nt
Organism: Polypterus senegalus (gray bichir)
Lineage: Eukaryota; Metazoa; Chordata; Cladistia; Polypteriformes; Polypteridae
Product: mucin-19-like
Exons: 42
Coding region: 37-4563 (1508 amino acids)
Cellular component (GO): extracellular matrix
Molecular function (GO): protein binding
Source: RefSeq, a predicted model, not a curated record
CUUUUAACUUCUCUAGAAGUUGUACCUCAUAGCAACAUGAGGUAUUCACUUGUACUUCUCCUUGGGGUUUUUCUGAUCACAGGAAUCAACUCUCAGAGUGGAAAUAGUGAAGAAUCUGAUGCAGGCAGUGGUGAACUUUCCAGUACAAGCUCUACUGGCAGUACCUCACAAGAUGUUGACUUUGAUGAAUGCAGUGCCUUUGGAACUGGCUCCUACCAAACAUUUCAAGGAACUCUCUAUUACCUGUCGUCAACUUGCUACUUAACGCUGAGCCGUUUUCAAUCGCCAGAAUCCACUGCUGAAUUUAACAUCAAUAUCCAGCGAGAUCAGAAUGGUAACUUCAUCAAAAUAAUGAUUACCGUGGACAAGGUUGACACAGAAAUUGAAAAUGGUACAAUAUCAGUUGAUGGACAAAGCAUUUCUCUUCCUUAUGAUCAAAAGACCAUCCAUAUUCAUAAUUAUGGUAUAUUCACCAGACUGCAAAGUAGGAGAGGAUUUCUUUCUGUGUUUUGGGAAACCCAAGGAAGCAUAAUAGAUAAAGUCUGGGUGCAGCUUCGUAAGGAUUAUCGUGGAAAAACAUCAGGAUUGUGUGGAAAUUACAAUGAAGAUGAUCAUAAUAUUGCAGAAUUAUUUCAGCAGAGUAAACUUCCCGGUGAAAGUGACUGUAUUACAUCUAACGAACCUGAUCCAUCCAGCUGUCAAACUGAAACGACAUGUAGGAAUAUUAUUUCAGAGUACUUCGUUUUCUACUGCAUACCAGCACCAAAAGCAGUGGCUUAUGAAAAGCAGUGUGCAGUAGAUUCUUGCAGUUGUGCUGACCAAACUCCAUGUCCGGCAUUGUGUGCAUUCUUUGAAGAAGUAGUUCGUCAGUGCCCUCUUGAAAGACUCACAGCCCUUUAUGAAAGUAUCCCAAGGAACUGGAGAGAAGAAACCAACUGCCCAACCCCUUCUUGCCCUGGAGACAUGAUCUUUACAGAAUCUGGCCCUGCACAACCCCCAACUUGCUCCAACCCAUCACCUACUGAUACGAAAGAAACAAUAUCUUGUCAAUGUCCUAAUGGCACAAUUCUUAAUGACCUUGAAGAACAAGCCCAGUGUGUGCCAAUAGAGCAGUGUCCUUGUGAAUAUCAUGAUGUUGUUUAUCAAUCCGGAGAAAGCCGUGAAUCAUUAUGCGAGUCAUGUUUGUGCAAAAGUGGAAAAUGGGAAUGUGUACGGGAAAACUGCACAUCUCGUUGUAAAAUUGAAAGUGGCUCCUUCUUCACAACUUUUGAUGGGAGAUCCUACACAGUGAAUGGAAUCUGCACGUAUGUCAUUGCAACAAGCCUGGACCAGAUGUGGACUCUAACUGGUACUUUGGAUCAGUGUGGCCAGAGCAUAUGCCUCACAGGGGUGCAACUUUUAUUUAAAUCAAUUACAUACAGUUUCUCUAGUGAAAAAGUUGGAGUUGGUUCUAAAAUAAUCACAAGUAACUACAAAUCAGAUGCUGUGGCCAUUUCCUGGCAAUGUUCUCAAUAUAUUUAUGUGCAAACAUCCUUUGCUAUGAAGCUACAGAUUCAGAUAGCUCCAGUCAUGCAGCUCUAUGUGAUGUUACCUGUGGAAGCAAAGGGCCUAAUCAAAGGCCUCUGUGGCAACUACAAUGACAUAGUUACGGAUGAAUUCAUGGCAAGCAGUGGAAUUUUAGAACCAACUGCUGAUUCCUUUGCCAUGUCUUGGGCAACACAGUCUGAGCAAUGCGAAAACAUAUACCCAGAAUGUACUAGAUCAGAUUAUGCAAAAUAUGCCGAGGAACACUGUGCUGUGCUCAAGGAUCCCCUUGGAUUAUUUGCCCAAUGCCACUCCUUUGUUGAAUAUAACAAUUAUUAUAAGCAAUGCAUUACCAGCACCUGCCUCUGUGACAAGCCUCAAGAAUGCAUGUGUGCUGCUUUGGAAAACUAUGUAAAAGCCUGCAGUGCAAAUGGCCAGAAUGUGACAAACUGGAGGGGUGAAGAGUGUGUUCCGCAGUGCCCUUCCAAUCAGGUAUUCAUUUACAACAUGGUGUCCUGCAACCAUACCUGCCAGUCCUUAUCUGAGUAUGACAUUUCUUGUGAUGUGAAGAGCCAUCCAGUUGAUGGCUGUGGGUGCUUGAAUGGACAAUAUAUGAAUGAUGAAGGAACAUGUGUAUCAAAUAUAGAAUGUCCAUGUUACUAUAAAGGAAAACGCCUGAUUCCAGGGAAGACCCAAAUUAAUGGAUAUGAAUGUGAUUGUCAAUAUGGAGCUCUUUCAUGUCCUGAGCCAGUAGUAGUAUGUGAGAAAAACCAAGUAUAUGUAGAUUGCAUAAAUCCACCCAGUUCCCAGUUUUACAGAACAUGCUCCUCGGUGUCCAUAUCUAGUGUGUCUUUCAAGUGUGUAAGUGGGUGUUAUUGCCAAGAUGGAUUUUAUAUGGACAAUGCUGGCAACUGUGUCCCACUAGAUCAGUGUCCGUGUAUGUUUGGAGGCAAAGUCUACAAUUCUGGUGACAGUGUUCAAGUUGACUGCAAUACAUGUAUUUGCAUGAAUGCAUCAUGGAGUUGCACUCAUAAUGACUGCCCAGGAAAAUGCCAGGUUUAUGGUGAUGGACAUUAUCAAACAUUUGAUAUGAAAUGGUACAGCUUUGAUGGAAACUGUGAAUACACAUUUGUUGAGGAUUAUUGUGGAAACUUAAAUGGCACAUUCCGGAUAACAGUAGAAAGCGUUCCUUGCUGUGAGGAAGCACUGACAUGUUCCAGAGCUGUGAAAGUGACAUUCAAGAACACAGAACUAGUCCUGAGAGACUUGAAUCUGACAGAGAAGACAGCUGGUCAGAACACCAUUUCAGAAGGAAUCAUAAAUUAUUCUGUUGAAACGGUUGGGCUCUAUCUGAUUGUCACAAUCUCCAAUGGAAUAACACUAAUAUGGGACAAGCACACAAGAAUUACAGUUAUACUAAAGUCUCAGUGGAGGAAUAAAGUAUGCGGCCUCUGUGGUAAUUUUGAUGGAAACUCAAAGAAUGAACUUCAGACCAGAUCAAACUCAGUGGUGGCGAAUAUCCUGGAAUUUGGAAACAGCUGGAAAGUUGAAAGUUGUUCUGACGUUGUAAACCAAACAUUUCCUUGCGAGAAGCACUGGUAUUGUUCUGCCUGGGCCCAGAGAAGGUGCAGCAUUAUUUACCAAAGAACCUUUCAAGAAUGUCAUUCAAAGGUGGAUCCUCAGCCAUACUAUGAUGUUUGUGUACAAGAGUCAUGUGCAUGUGAAAUGGAAGGAAGGUUCCUGGGUUUCUGCACUGCUGUGGCUGCAUAUGCUGAGGCCUGCAAUGAAGCAAAUGUCUGUGUGAAAUGGAGAACACCUGACCUCUGCCCUGUGUAUUGUGACUACUACAAUCAGCCUGGUGGAUGCAGUUGGCAUUAUGAACCUUGUGGAACACUGCCAGUGAAGACCUGUAGUGGUAGCAGUGCCAAUAUGUUCUAUUCAUCAAAACUUGAAGGCUGCUAUGCAAAGUGCCCAGAUGAUGCAUCCUAUCUUGAUGAAAAUACAAUGACAUGCACAAGUCUGGAAAACUGUACCUGUUCCUACAACGGAAACCUUUAUCCGCCAGGCCCAGUGAUACUGACUCCUUCAUAUAUAAGCUGUACAUGCAUAUAUGGCAGAAUGCAUUGUGUAGAAAACCCCAGCACAACUUCAACAAUAAUAACAACAGAAUAUUCCCCCACCACAACUUCAGCAGUGACAACAACAGAAAACCCCAGCACAACUUCAACAAUAAUAACAACAGAAUAUUCCCCCACCACAACUUCAGCAGUGACAACAACAGAAAACCCCAGCACAACUUCAACAAUAAUAACAACAGAAUAUUCCCCCACCACAACUUCAGCAGUGACAACAACAGAAAACCCCAGCACAACUUCAACAAUAAUAACAACAGAAUAUUCCCCCACCACAACUUCAGCAGUGACAACAACAGAAAAACCCAGCACAACUUCAACAAUAAUAACAACAGAAUUUCCUUGUUCUGGAUUCUGGACAAGUUGGAUUAAUAAAUUUCACCCUAGUCUACAAAAUGGUGGAGAUUUUGAAAAAGUGGAAGGAUUGUGUCCUUACAAUGUUUCAGACAUUCAGUGCCAAUCUUUACAUCCCAGUUAUCAUAAUCAAAAAGUAACUUGCAACAUACAGCAAGGUUUAGUUUGCAAAAAUGAAAACCAGAUUCCUAUAAAUGACAUGAGCAUAUGUGCUGAUUAUGAAAUUCGGGUUUGUUGUAGUCCUUUUCCUUCUACUACUCAACCUACUUCUUCACCUACUUCUUUACCUUACCUACUUCUUCGCCUACUUCCUCACCUACUUCUUUACCUACUUCCUCACCUACUUCUUCGCCUACUUCCUCACCUACUUCCUCACCUACUUCUCCACCUAGAACUUGCACUUCAGGAAACAGGACAUAUGUUGUUGGUGAAUCAUGGUAUGCAAACUGUGCCAACCACACCUGCACUCCAAGUGGCUCAAUUCAGUCUAUAUCUUUCAGUUGUCCUCCAAAUCCAAAACCAAAAUGUGCUAAAAAUCUGCCUCCAAAAUUGAUCCAAAAUGGCUGUUGUCAGACGUGGGACUGUGGCUGUCAGUGUCAAGUAUUUGGUGAUCCCCACUACAUAACAUUCACUGGCAAUCAGUAUGCCUUCUUGGAGGAUUGUACUUAUAUUUUAGUACAG